AUGUUGAUUGUGGUUGAAUGCUUUGACGCCAUGUCCAGGAAUCUUCCAGAUUCGUUGCUCGGAAGCAUGACUGUCGCACUGGGUAAUCACGAUGUCAUCGACGAAUUCUCCGUUGCCAUGAGAGAUCUCGACCAGCACGACCAGCGACACCUCGCGGAGAUCGUUGCACCGAAUGUUCUGCGCCGACAGCUGACAAACGAACAUGGUGCUCGGGCCCCUGUGACUGACAGGCAAGAGUACCUCAUGUUCACGGUGAGUUUUCUUCAGUUGGCUGCACGAGCACGAACGAUGUCACCGCCGGAGGACACGAACUUCAACGAUGUGGGCAGCAAGGUCCGGGCGCUCCGAGCUGCAGCAGAUGCGCUGGAAUACGCAGCGGCCACCAGCACGCACGUCGGCGGCGAUCUUGCUGCUGCUGUCACAGCGUCGCUCGACGAACCUGAGCCCGACCCGGCGCCGCUGACCGAAGCCCCCGCAGCCAGCGUAUCUCGUAUGGAGAAGCGCAAGAGAAAUCCCCAUUGA
Molecule: messenger RNA, 522 nt
Organism: Symbiodinium natans
Lineage: Eukaryota; Dinophyceae; Suessiales; Symbiodiniaceae
Source: the annotation of a GenBank genome assembly